Molecule: messenger RNA, 1155 nt
Organism: Ostrinia nubilalis (European corn borer)
Lineage: Eukaryota; Metazoa; Arthropoda; Insecta; Lepidoptera; Crambidae
Gene: CCHa1
Product: neuropeptide CCHamide-1
Exons: 8
Coding region: 84-602 (172 amino acids)
Source: RefSeq, a predicted model, not a curated record
CGGGCCGCCCGCGAGAGUAGACACCUGUGUAGAAUUGCGCGUGCUGGCUGGAUAGAGGAACGCACAUCGAUCACAACAGCAAUAUGGACAAGUCGUGGGUAUCCAAGAGAAGUUCCGCAGCCACCACACUCCUGGCCCUGAUGCUGAUCGUCUGUCUGGUCGAGAGCGCCACAGAGCAAAGAAUUAACAGUAGAGGCAGCAAGUCCUCUAACCUUAUCGAGAAGGUCAACGGUUGGCGCAGCCAGCGCGGAGGUUCGUGCUUAAGUUACGGGCAUUCGUGCUGGGGAGCCCACGGCAAGAGGUCCGGGCGGCCGCCGGUCACCGCACCCGACUGGUAUCUCACCACCAUGCUCCGACGCAUGGCCUCCAACGCUGAACUGAACCGCGUUCGUCAGGCCUCAAACAACAACGAAGACCUUAACGCCAUCUUCCAGGUGGAGGUGCCAAACGACACGUCAAACGAAAAAGUCACAUCUGAUAACGAAGAAAUGCCAAUGGAGACAGGCCCCAAGACCCUAGAAGCCAAACCGAUGCUGGACGACGACCUAAUUUCCAAGAUCAAACUGUGGCAAAUCAUGAGAGAGGCAUCAGAAGAUAAGUAAUCCCUCGUAGUUAUCUAAAUAAAAUCGACUGACGUUAAGUUCACCUCAUUUCUUCCUAAUUUAUAUUUGAAAUGUUUCCUUUAUUUAUCAUUUAUAAUACUCUAAUUUAUACCAUAUACCUGUAAUUAACUAUGUCAAUUGUAAGGCUGGGUUGCAAUUGGCAAUUAGAUGUAAAGUAUAUAAAAAUAGGGUAAAAUGUGCCACUUCUAUGUAUAAUAUAAUUUUCUUCUAUUCCACUUAGCCUAUUACCAUUACUCUAAGUAAAUUCUGUAACUUAUAACUUCAGUUUUAUUACAAAUACAAUAUUUAUUUUGUCAUAAAUUUUGUAGUACUUUAAAUCUAAAUAUUUAUUUUGUAUAAAUUACAUAACUAAAAGUGUUUCUUUAUAUUACAUUCAUCUAAAACUGUAUACGAAAUCUAAACGCUUAGCUUUAGAUGUAUACUUCGAUUUUGUUAUAUAAAUUAUAUAAAUUCGCAUAGGACUGCACUAGUCAUGAUUGUUGAAUGUGUUAUUUAUAAAAUGUGGACCUGUGAAAUAUAGGGCAGAUUCAUU